This is a messenger RNA of Pseudophryne corroboree (corroboree frog), 3186 nucleotides long. RefSeq names its product potassium voltage-gated channel subfamily E regulatory subunit 4 (gene KCNE4). Gene Ontology annotation, biological process: negative regulation of delayed rectifier potassium channel activity; regulation of ventricular cardiac muscle cell membrane repolarization; potassium ion export across plasma membrane. The transcript is spliced from 2 exons. Gene Ontology annotation, molecular function: voltage-gated potassium channel activity involved in ventricular cardiac muscle cell action potential repolarization; delayed rectifier potassium channel activity; potassium channel regulator activity. Gene Ontology annotation, cellular component: membrane. Lineage: Eukaryota; Metazoa; Chordata; Amphibia; Anura; Myobatrachidae. The coding region runs from base 270 to 761 and encodes 163 amino acids. The record is from RefSeq and is a predicted model, not a curated record.
UAAUCACAAGUUCAAUGGGCUGUUCUGCGUGUCUACAUGCACAAGCCUGCACCCGCCCCACUGCAUUAUGUCACACAGACGUCCACAGCUGGCUAUUUAUUCUCCAGCAGAUACAGCACUCUCAGAGCAUCAGCUGGAGGCCAGUCCUAGUUCCAGAGACACAGAAGCCAAGAGCAGCAGCAGACGUCGCUGUGUAUCCCUGCACUUCUCACAUAUUGUGUUACCAGUUUCAAUUGGCUUAGCACAUUGAUAAAACAUCUUCUGCUUCAAUGUUGAGAAUGGAAGACUCAGUCAAUGGGACACUGACGAAUCAAGGAAUCGGUUCGAAUCAGGACCCACCAAGCCAAAUGAGCAGCGAGAAGGAUAACCAUGAGUAUCUGUACAUCCUUAUCGUCAUGUCUUUCUAUGGAAUAUUUCUGAUGGGCAUCAUGCUGGUGUACAUGAGAUCCAAAAGGAGGGAGAAGGAAUCCAAGCUACUUCUCCUUUACCAGGAUGAGGAGAAGCAGUGGAUGGAGACCAGAAAGACCGCUUCUACCUUGUCUGUGUCUAAGCCUUCCCAGCAGAGCACUAUGCUGAGUAUCCUGCAGGACAGCUUCGUGCCAGGCCGCUUGUGCAAUGACUAUAACAUAGUAGACAGUAGCAUCAGCUCCGAAUCUUCCUCUUCCGAUGUUCACUUUACCAUCCAAGAAGAAAUCACAGAGGGACCUGUUCAGGACAAGUUAGAGGAUGAUAAAUCCGAUGCUGCAACACAGAUUUCCUAGCGAUGAACUAAAAAGACUUUGUAUAUUUCAGGAAUCUAUAGGAUCUCUGUUUAAGGCAAAAUAGUCUUGUGUUUUGGGGUUCUGUUGCCCAAAGUGAGCCUUUUAUAGAAAGGAAGUACAAAUUGUAUAACACGGAGUAUGUGUAGAUGGAAUGUUACAUGCAGAGGGGUAAUACUGUCUUCUUUUCAGUUGCAGUGAUCUAAAAGGUAUCAUAGGCUUUACCAUUGAACUGGGCCCUAGACGCAAACAAAGAGCUGGUCCUGUCCUGUUGAUAGGCCACAGCAUAGUGUGAUAUUCAGUGUGAAUGAUAACGCUCUACACCAGAGACAGGAUACACGGUCAUCUUGUCCUUCAGUGUAGGUCUACUGUUUAGAGGAAAGGGCAGGGCUUGGACAUCCGCCACCUUUAUAAAAAAUAGAUCAAUAAUGUCCAACACAAGGACUCCAUCUGCUGGUUGGAGUAUCUGUACAGUAGCUGCUGCAGGGCCAAUAUUGGAUAUCCACUAUUCAGAUAUCCUGAGGCUCUCCAGUAUAUAUAAUAAUGAAAAUAAAGAGGAGAUAGUUGUAUAUAUUCUGAAAAGUUAGUUUUGCUUAGUGUGUAUGGUUAGUUACCUAAAGUAAAUACAUUUGUAAAUAUGUCUCAUGAUACAAAACAAAUUCUAAUGAAUAAAAGUUCUUGACAAACUGUGGUAAGGUUUCCGUCCCAAUAGUAUUACUCCAGGGUAUGUGUCUUAGUAUGUAACCCUUACCUUAAGAAGAAUACUUGUAGCUUAUUAUAAAGUUUUAAUGCAUUGAAUCACGGUUCCUUCAGAGAUGGCUAAAUAUCUCCCAGGAUAUAGGGGCAUAUUAAACAAUGCGUGAUAUUUUUGUUAUCACUCAUUACUAAUCCAACCGAUCAGCUCUUAACUGUCAUUUUUCAAACACAUGACAGUCAGGAGCUGAUUGGGUGGAGCACCAGUUAAGAUUAGUAAUUAGUGCUAACAAGAAUAUAAUUUGUUAUUAAAUAUGACCCAUAGUCUUUCCAUGGCUGGGGAAGACAGGGCACGCUAUUUCAUAUUGGGUGGGCUUGUCCUAAAGCUGUGAUGGCUAACAUUGACACUCCAGCUGUGUUUGAAGAACUACACAUCCCAGCAUGCCCUGCAUCAGUUUUGCUAUUUGGCCAUGCUAAAACUGAUGCAGGGCAUGCUGGGAUGUGUAGUUCAACAACAGCUGAAGUGUCAAGGUUAGCCAUCACUGUCCUAAAGCCAUACAAUUCUGCAUCUAAUUUUCAUUAUGGUUUACUCUGUCUUUCAUCUCCCAUGUGCUCCUUUGUCGGCCGUUCUCGCCACAACGAUGGAAAUGGCACAAAAACAAACCAAUCUCUUACAUUUCUGAAGCCAUGAUUGUUCUGGUGACAUCUUGGGAAAGGUGCUAGACUAGACAUUGGUACAGAUAAUGACAAAAUCAGUAUGAGUCUGAUCAAAAAAAAAUUGGUGGAUUUUUAACAAAACAGGUCAAUGGAUCUGUUUCACGUUCUCCUCCACACUCAGCACAGCUCUUCUCACGUUCUGAUGUACAGUACCUGCUAUACAGGGGCUUUAAUAAUUUGGUCCCUUUACUCUUUUACUCUCUUUUCUAUUCAUUAUGUUUCUCUGUUCCUAUCUGUUGGUUAUAAUUCACCAUGCUUGAAAAUAAAUGCUUAUUACCGUACAAUCAAUCACUUAAAUAAAAUAUAACCACUGUACUUAUAUACUUGAAGCAUAGUAUGUACAUCCUGAUCACAUUGGGACAAUCAUGUUGCUCCCCAUCACCCCCAUCAUUGUUGUGUCCCCCCCCCCCCAAUUUUUAAGCUUCCUAUUAGUUUAAAUCUACUGCAGGACUAAUGAAACCUAUGUUACUGAUACUGAGCUCAGUUAUCACCAUUGAGUCAGGUGAACAUUGUUGUCUAAUAGACUUAACUGCUAAUCUCUGCCCGCCUAUAUAUACAGAUACACGAUAGGUAUGGCGAGCCAGUGUAUGAUCCAGAGAACCUCUUGGAGGUUUAGUGAUGGACAAGGCAACUCUCAGUGUUCAGGUUUGCUCUGUUCUUCUGCAUUUCCAUUAUAGAAAGGAUUCUGUUUAUGACAUUCAUUUAAGUGCAUAUAAUACAAAUUUGUAUAUUUAUAAAACCAGUGUUGUAACUAACAGCAACCAGAUAUUUAUCGCUUCUGUGUGCUGGGAACCUUAGGAUGUUAUUGUUAUAUGACUACAGGCAUAAUUUAAUUAUGUUUAGUAUUUUGCUCUGAACUCAUCAUCUUAGGUAUUUAAUUUUGCUAUUUAUAUUAAAAUAACAGUUUGUGAAAACAGUUUCCUCUCCCGUUCCUACCUUUAACCUGUUUUUAGCUAUACAUUUUAUAUUCAACGUGUUACUGUUUUUUUUAAAAAUGUUGGUGCUAUAUAAAUAAAAC